ACUCGUGUCCCGUAAACAAACAACGUCGUCUACGGCCGGUCUUGACUUUUUCAUCAAUCGGCAUACCGUUUCAUUUGUACUCUUAACGUGCUAAACAUUUAUUGCAUAGUAAAUUAUACAGCGGCUCUAUUUUGUGUAUUUUUUGUUUACUUAAUCGACUUGUGUUGAGGAUAAUCGCCUACGUAAGUUUGUGAAAUCCACAUAAUAUUGCCGCAUUACACGUUAAAAAUAUGUCCGAAGUGGCCGCAGAAAAUAACGUACCAGUCGUUGCAGUGGAACCUGUCGUUAACAACGGCACCGCUGAAAUCAAUCAAGAGGGCGAAAAACGUGGACGUAAGAGAAAUGCUGGUGGAAAACGAUCUAAUGCUUUAGAUAUUAUUAAUGCUGAAGCUGAAUUAAUUACAAAAGGUCUUAAAAGUACUGAAGAUGUUGAUGGAAGAAGAACAACUAGGUCAUCUACAAGAGGUUCCACUGCUGCAUCAAAAGCUAAAAGUGAUGCACCACCAGCAAAAAAAGAAAAGAAAGCCCCAACUGAAAAAGGUAAACGAGGGAGAAAACCCAAAGUAGUUGCUAAGGAAAGUGAAGAAGAAGAAGUUGUGUCUGCUGAAGAAAAUGGUAUUGCUGAAAAUGACGAGCUAAAAGGUGACAAAGAAGGUAGCUCAACUGAGGAAGAAGUUGACUUAAAAACAGAAGAAAAAAUAGUAGAAAAUGGUAAUGCAUCUAUUGAGGAAGAAAAAAAAGUUGAAGAGAGCAAAGAAUCAAUUGCUGAAACUGAAAAGACUUCAGAAAAAAUUGAAGAAAAUAAAGAUACCUCUGAAUCAUAAGAUGUUAAAUAAUCAAAUGCUGAUAUUUUAGUAUUAAAUUCUAAGUCUAGUACUAAGCAAAAAAAUAUAAUACUUAACUUUA
This is a messenger RNA of Daktulosphaira vitifoliae (grape phylloxera), 906 nucleotides long. RefSeq names its product ABC transporter F family member 4. Lineage: Eukaryota; Metazoa; Arthropoda; Insecta; Hemiptera; Phylloxeridae. The transcript is spliced from 5 exons. Bases 231 to 824 code for a protein of 197 amino acids. The record is from RefSeq and is a predicted model, not a curated record.